Podospora pseudocomata is the source of this 5684-nucleotide messenger RNA. It is a transcript of the gene UTP10, whose product is annotated as snoRNA-binding rRNA-processing protein utp10. The record is from RefSeq and is a predicted model, not a curated record. Bases 378 to 5684 code for a protein of 1768 amino acids. NCBI's taxonomy places the organism in Eukaryota, Fungi, Ascomycota, Sordariomycetes, Sordariales, Podosporaceae. Gene Ontology annotation, cellular component: 90S preribosome; t-UTP complex; small-subunit processome. Gene Ontology annotation, biological process: positive regulation of transcription by RNA polymerase I; maturation of SSU-rRNA from tricistronic rRNA transcript (SSU-rRNA, 5.8S rRNA, LSU-rRNA). The transcript has 2 exons. Gene Ontology annotation, molecular function: snoRNA binding.
GGCAGCUGCAUCCCACCAGAGCUAGCCUUAUCGGCCACAUAUCAUUGGCUGAAGCUAUCUUAUCGGAUCCACUUUCCAAAAUUUCUAGAGUUCAACUCUCGAUUGUUGCGAAAGUCCAUGAACAGAAGCAACGCCGUAAUCAACAAGGCGAUCGCUGUCGCAACCACUGAUAGAAAAUCGUGGUAGGCAACAGGCCUUCAAUCCGAUCACGACCCCCGUCUCCUUGCUUAAGGCACGCCUUAAAUUCGCAGCAACAGGCGUCGCAAUCGCAGCAACAGGCCUAGGACGAAAAACCAGACGCCUUCAAUUUGCAGUUGAACGUCUUCAAGUUGCAACAACACGCCUACUAUUGGCAGUUAUAGGCGCUCUUAGAUAUAAUGUCUUCCCUCCUGGAGCAGCUAAAGGCUGUUCAGGCCAACUCCCGCGUCAUCCUUGACGGAAAGCUCGCCAAAGCCGCGCAUUCAAAGUCCUUGAUUUUCGAACCCCAGGCCGCCGCUAGCCAGACCUAUGCCGACAUCUACAGAGUAGCCCGCGAAGGCUUCGACGAGCUAUGUUCGAUCGACAGUCGAUUCAGACCCUUCGCGGCCCAUAUUUUCAGCGAGGAAAGUCAGCAGGCCGACCGGACCCAGAUGACGGCCGACGAAAACGCUACGCUUGACAGGCGUGUGGAAUCAUUUCUUCAGCUUGCGGCCGCCCGUCUCCAGCUCAUGCCCGCUAUCAAAGCCAUCGAGUGGCUGAUUCGAAGAUUUAGGAUCCACGAGUUCAACACCCGGACGCUCAUCACCUGUUUCCUUCCAUUCCACACCAUCCCAGUCUUUGUUACAUUGCUCUCGAUUCUCCCUAGCAACCUUCCCCACGAGUACCGGUUCUUGGACCCCUAUAUCCGGUCCUUGACGAACCCACCGAUCGAGGUCAUCGUUACGCAAGCGACAAACCACCGCGAAUUGUUGACCGCGAUAUCAGAGUAUACCCUCGAUUUGGGCGACAAAAAGCACGACUAUCAUGCCGCAACAAUGUUAUGGUUCAGCGUCAUGACGCAGUCUGUAAACGCCAUGAUCGACAAGGGGCGGUCUGGAAACAAGGCUAUCCAGCUUGAGAACACCCAGAAGCUUCUUCAGCAGGUUACUCCAGCGUUGAGCAGAGGCAUGAUGAUGAGACAAAGUCCGGAACUCCAAAUGGCGAGUUACAUGCCCGUUCUUGUCUUGGCCAGAAAGGGCCGUCUCAACGAUGCUGCCCUCGCCGCUUUCAUGGACCAACUUGUGGCUGGGUGGCAAAGCAAGACUGUUGAUCAGGGUCUUCUCACAUUGGCUUGCCUUGCCUACGCCCGCGCUGCAAAGCCCGUGACUUCGCGCGUUGCCAAGGCCCUUCUCAAAAUCGACGAUCUUGUGGGCAAGUUCAAGAUGGUCAACCAGACGCAAUGUGUGCGCAAGUUGGCCAAUGGGACUGCGUUGGCUUUCGUGGAUAGAUUGUCGAAGAAGGGCAACUUCCGGGCUCUUCAAGGAGUCAAGGCCAUCAUUUUGGGCGGCUUCCUUGACCAGAUGCAAGUGAAGGUCGUCUACAAGUCAUUGCUUCUGGCAGCCCACAAGCUCAACGAUGAGCUUGACCCACAGGGUACUAUUCGCAAGGAGCUGGCUUCCACUCUCGUGAGCCUUUCGCAGCUCAAGGAUAAGAAUGGCGAUGCUAUCCGAGCGGCCAUAGAGGAGGUCGAUUUCAACAUUGAGGAGCUUGAGCUCAAGCUUGGGGCAGCUAUCCGCCCGAAGUUGACCAUCGCUGAGGGAUCAGAUGAUAUGAUGGAGGGCGUGGAGGCCAUGGCAAUUGAAGAAAGACCGAGUCUGGAUGCCACGCUUCAGCAAGUUGAAAAGCUUCAGCCGUCCAAGACCUCUUGCUUGUCUCAGGAAUCCGGCGUGUUUAACGACCUCUGCGCGGUAUUCUUGUCUGCUGCGAUCGAGCAAGUCGACCUUGAAAGAUUUGAUGCUGCCCCUGUUCUCAGCCGUGAUCAGGCUCUCAACGAUGCUUUUUACUUCAGCUUCUACAUGCGGGUUUGGUGUGGCCCGCACCCAGCAUUGGCCAAGGUGGUCGCUUUGGAAAGGGUCAAAAACCGCAUCAAGGAGAGCGAAUCCACCAAAACUGAUCUGCAGGCCAUUGCUCUUUACGCCGCUGUUGCCUUGGCUGAUCCCUCGAAGAAGGUUCGUCGUGCUGCGGCAGAUCUGAUCGCUGUUCUCAAAGCCACUUUCAAGGCUUCCGAGGAUGUUUGGGGCGCGAAGGACCUCUAUGGUGCGAGUGGCGUCUCUAUGGACUCUGCCGCUUUCAAGUGCCUACUUGAUUCCGUUCUUGUUCCAUCUUUGGAAGAAGCCGUCACCCAUGAGGACCAGAUUGGCAUCAUCAUCUCUAGCGCUUUGGAGAACUCUAAACUGGGAGACAAGAAGACGAGACUGGCGAUUUUCAAGUUUUUCUGCGCACACAUCACAGAAACGCCAUUGCUCACCGCCAAGCUCCGUUUGCUGGAGGGCAUCAACAAGAUCAAGAGCAUCUCCGGCACAUAUAGAACCGAGCUAUUGCUUGCUAUGCUUCGUUCAUGGGCUUCCCUUACCAGCACCGAGGCCGCCGAGCGUGCUGCUUUGGAGUCAUUGGACGAGAAGGCACUGGAUCUGGCAGCCGUUGGAACUGUUGUUCCAAGCCAGCACGACGGCCUGGAUUUGCUUUUCCAGCUUAUCAAGGAUCCUCAGACAAGACCAACUCUUGUCGUUGCCAUCUUCGAGCGCACCACAAAGAUGUGGCCGACCAUGAAGUCCCAGGCCAAGUUGUUGACUGCCAACGUCAUGCUUGAACUUUCUCAGAGCUCUGGCCAGGAUACUGCUGCGGUAGAGGCCGCUGGUUUCUUGAGAAAUGUUGACUUGACCACGGAUAUUCUCCUGGCCUUUGUUGACUCUCUCCAGUACGAAGACACAAGGAUGGCGACCGAGGUUCCCGCAAACAAGCGAAGACGUACCAGCACAGCAGCCCAGCCUGUGAGCUCCAACACGAUCAGCCUAGAGGUUCAGAAGACUGUCAAGAAGAUGAACUUUGUGCUUGAACUCGUCCAGGGUUCCAAGCCUGAGAACCACCCUGAGCUGCUCCCCAGUCUGUUCACGACUCUGUCGGACAUCCAUCAUCUUCGCAAGCUGGUGGGCUCCGAGCUUGGAUACAUGCAAACUCUUGUUCUCAGCAGCAUCGGCGCCAUGAUUCCUGCCUAUGACACCAACAAGGACCUGACAAUCGAUGCUUCUGUUGGCUAUGGUGAUAUCCUGGCUGCCUGCGUGCAAAAUUCUUCGAGCACCCAGGUCACAAACGAGGCUCUCUUGGUUGUCGCCAGCCUGGCCCGCACAGCUCCCGAUGUUGUGUUGCAGAGCGUUAUGCCGAUCUUCACCUUCAUGGGUAGCUCGGUGCUCAGACAGGCUGACAACUACUCCCAGUCUGUUGUCAAGAAGACUGUUCAGCAGGUUAUUCCUCCGCUGAUUGCCACUUUCCGCAACAAGGGGCGGAAUUUGGUUGCCAGCACCAAGGACCUUUUGGCCAGCUUUGUAACGGCCUACGAACAUAUCCCUCCCACUCGCAAGCGAGAGAUUUUUAUUUCGCUCGUUGAGAACCUUGGCCCGGAUGACUUUUUGUUUGCUGUCCUUGCCAUGUUCGUUGACAGGUACGGAGCUACGGAUGAGAUGUUCUCCUUCACGUCGUACAUUAUGAGCUGCUUCUCCGUCGAGAUUCAGCUUCACUCUUUGAUCAAGUUCUUGGAUCUGGUCAGUGACAUCUUCAAGCCCAAGCCCGCGCUCUCCAACAGCCUGAUUGGCAACGACUCCGACGCGGACAAGACCGCGUUGAAGCAGCUUACCCUCCUCCCCCACCUUCUUUCCAACAGCCGCCUCAAGCAGGAAAUCACGGCCUUGGCCGAAAGAGACGACAUGGAAUCCGUCAAGAUUCGGGACUCGUAUGCCAAACUCCUGGAGGGUAUUCUCUCCAUGGCCAGCAAUCUCAAGGCCAAGAAGGCCCUCUACAGCCGCUGCGGUGAUGCCUUGGCCAAGCUGCUUAGCCUGCUGUCCAUUGCCGAGUUCAUCAAGAGCGUGGAUUCGUUGUUGGAGAGACCGGAUAUCGGCCUGCGCCGCAAGGUGUUGCAGGCCCUGGAGCUUCGCGUCGACAAGGAAAGUACGGGCGAUCCCAAGUCCCGCGAGGCCCUGUUGGCUUUCUUGCCCCAGUUGACCGCUGUCAUCCGGGAGUCGGACGACAUGAACUACAAGCACACUGCUGUGACGUGUGUCGACAAGAUUUCCGAGAAGUACGGCAAAAAGGACCUGGAUGCUGUGGCUGCGGCUGCUCAGACCAUAGCAGGGGACCACUGCCUUGGCCAGUCGUCUCAGGCUCUUCGGCUUAUGGCGCUGUUGUGCUUGGCGUCGCUCGUUGAUGUUCUUCAAGAUGGCAUUGUGCCUGUCCUUCCGGUUGCUAUUCCCAAGACGCUAGGAUACUUGGAGGAGAGCUUGUCGGGUGACAAGCCCAACACUGAGCUGCACAACGCUUCGUAUGCCUUUGUGGCUGCGUUGGCUCAGCACAUCCCCUACAUGAUCUCGGGUGCUUCCCUGGAUAGGCUCCUGGCUUGCUCCAACGCCUCGGCCGUUGCCGAUCUUGACGCCGAGUCUGCUCGUAACCGCUCUCACUGCCUGCAGCUUUUGGCCAAGCUGGUCGACCCCAAGGUCCUCUAUACUGCUCUCAACAACAACUGGGCCACCGCCGCCAAGUCUGGUUUCGCCGCCAUCACUGAAUUCCUCGACAUUCUCGGCCUGGCCCUUGACAAGCAUGCUCGCCCGGCCGUGACCAAGAACAUCAACAUCCUCUUUGAAAUCUUUACCAAGACGCUUGAUCUCAGGAGAGUGGUGGCUACCGGCGAGAUCAAGACCGAGCUCAGCGUGGAGCAGCUUGGGCAGAUCGACAGCCUCAUCAUCCAGACCGCCCUCAAGAUGAUCUACAAGCUUCACGACGCCGUUUUCCGCCCCGUCUUUAGCAAGCUAGUCGAAUGGGGCUGGUCUGGUCUCCCCAAGAGUGAUGCCAGCGGUCGGACAUUGAGGUUGGUGAGCUUGUACACCUUCCUCGACGCCUUUUUUGAGGCACUCAAGUCCAUCAUCACAAACUACGCUUCGUAUAUCGUCGACAGCGCGAGCAGCAUCUUGUCUGGCACCAACUUUGCCAGGGAGAAUGAAAAGCUCCUGUGGCAGCGUGUGGUUCGCACUUUGACAACAUGCUUCAAGCACGACCAGGACGGCUUCUGGCAGGCGCCUUCGCAUUACAAUGCUGUCGCUCCGGUGUUGGUGGAGCAAUUCUUGCAUGCCGCCAACUUUGAUGCUAUGGAAGAGUUGAUCCCUGCGGUGGUGGAGCUGGCUGCUGCGGUGGACUCGCAGGAGCAUAGGAAGGAGUUAAAUACGAGCUUGCUGAAGCACCUCGAGUCGCCGGUGGUGGCGGUGAGGUUGGCGGUGAUUAGGUGCCAGCAGGGCUUGACAGAGAGGUUGGAGGAGGAGUGGUUGAGGGGGUUGGCGGAGAUGCUGCCAAGGAUUAGCGAGCUGCAGGAUGAUGAGGAUGAGGGGGUUGAGAGGGAGAAUGCGAGGUGGAUUGUGGGGAUUGAGGAGAAGUUGGGGGAGAGUUUGGAUUCGAUGUUGCAGUAG